Porites lobata is the source of this 7426-nucleotide messenger RNA. The record is from the annotation of a GenBank genome assembly. NCBI's taxonomy places the organism in Eukaryota, Metazoa, Cnidaria, Anthozoa, Scleractinia, Poritidae.
AUGGCUGUUUUUCGAAGUGUUUUCAGCUAUAUCUCAAAGGUAUGUGGUGAUGAUUUGCCAUUAAUUCAUGUAACAGCUAAAUUUAACAUUCUAAAGCGUAUAAGUACAGUUUCUGUCCGAGAACUGUGAGGGACUGGAACUGUUGAAUACGUGAAACCUGCAGGGCGCAGCAGAGCACUUUGCAGAGCAAAAUUACUUUAAGUUUUGUUUUAAGUAUAGCAAUUUCCUAAUUAUAUAUUUUAUUUUAAUUUUUUAAUUUAUCUUUAUAUUUUUAUUUCUUAACUCUUCUUGAUGUGUAAAACGUGGAAGAGUAAUAAAGAAGAUGUAGAUGUAGAUGUAUCAUGAUGCGAUUUCCUCAGUGUUCUUGUAUGCUAAUGAUGUAAAGUAGCGCCAGACUUUCAUGACAUGUCCAGUUUAUGAUUGUGCAGUACAAAGUGACUACUGAAAAAUCAGUACGUUUUGAGAAUGUGGUAAGAUUUCCGUACAGCCCCAUACAUCUAUUAUGGCAAUCCCAUACCAUAUCACACAAAUAGUUUAUAUGAGUAGAGUUAAAACAUGGGAACAUGUAUGCAUAAUAAAAAUGAUUAGGCUGCAAUCAUCAUGUAUACUGCAGGGGGCAAGGGGGGGGGGGGGGAGAGGAUAUUUUUUACAGUGGCAAAAUGUUUUAAUAUCCCCUGCAUAGCAUACAGCAAUUUUUGACAACCCCCGCUCUUGACCAAAAGAAAUAUUGACAACCCUCCCACCCAGUCUUGACAAGGAAAGUAAAAUAUGGGCAAUAUGAUUAAUUGUUGCAGAGAUUAAUGUUUGAAAUAGAAAACCAAAAACAAAAGGUAGCCAAAGGUUCACAGAUUUUUGUAUUUCUAGUGUUAAGAAAGUUGUAAGAGAUUAUUAAAGCUAGCUGUGCCUCUGACUGGGAAAUUGCAUACUGGGGCCAUCAGUGGCAGCUUAGAUUCAAUAAUGAAAUGAAAUCAUCCCUAGACAGGUUAAAUUUGGGACCUAGACCAGCAAAGAACAAACCCAAGUGAAAAGAAAACAAACUAAAAAAAGCCAACAAAAAGGCAGAUGAAAAGCUAUACAACUGGUGCUAAAAUAUAUUGAAUGGCCUGAUCAGUUAAGCUUGAAAAGAAAAAGGAAUUGCAAGUCAGCCUACCUCUGAAGAAAGGUCCACAUACUUUACAUUCAGUGAAAUACAAAUCUCUCCAGAAGAAGAGAUGGAAGUUAAUUCACUAUUUUAAUAAUUAUUAAGGCCAAAUUACCAGCUAGAACAUUGCAUCACCAAGAGAAAAAAAAAGAAUAUAAAAUUUGUUAUGCAUAAUUUGUGUCAAAAUUUACUUUGGUUCAAGUGUAUUUUCCUUUCACCAAGGAAUGGUAAGGACUAUGAAAAUUAGUUUUACAAAAGAAAAAUAUAAUGAGGUCAGUGCCACUUUUCCUACUCCACAGAAACCUUAGGUUUGGUACUGAAAACUAUGUGGUCUUUUAACUCAAGCAAAAAUGCUCUUAGUAGCGUUGAGUCUUGCUUGCUUGGAGAUAAGAUAAUUGGAAAUGAGGAGGCGAUUAGACCACAAGUGGUCAUUCUUCUUUCCUCAGAGCUACCUGCGGAAAGCCAAAAAGUAAAAUUAUGCUCUUGACCUACUGUGACUCAAAAGAAAAAUAAGAGACUGCUCUCAAUCUAGGAGGCAAUUAAUUCUACAGGAAACAGGAUUUCCUCGCUAAAAGUUUUUCGAUUCCUGCUUUAUUGAUGGUCGAGUAUUCUUCAGGAUAUUUACUUUUUAUAUCGUUUUCCACGAUUCGUGUCACUGAAAAUAAACCGCAUGCUCGUCACAUACAAUGAAAGUUUACAACAGCCGACCAGUUAGCUUCACCAUCGAAGUUUUGCUCCGCUAAGUUGUUCUUUUUUUCGACCACUGAAGUUAUCACUUGUUCCAAAGUAAUCCACGCCUUCAAGCAAUAGAAUUCGUGGACCGACCUGUUCCAGAAAAAGCUCGCCAUCUUUCACAGCUUUCCAUUCUGUGGACAUGAAGUGCUGCAAGUAGAGUGCGUGAUAGUCAAGUACAUAGCUACCCAUACAAACACAUCCGUGACACAUACGUAAUGAAUAGUUGAAGGUUAAGUCAUUGAUAUCUCAAGUAUUUAUAAAGUGCAACACAACCUCACAUCUUACAGUGGUUACCACAAACACAUGCCCUCGAAGGGUUUUUUCUCUCUGUUUAACCUGAUUUUAAGUGGAUGUCAAUCAACUGUUUCCAUGGUUUUUCACGCUCUCUGACAGAGAAGGUUUCCUUAUUGCUGAAUGAAGAGUGAAGACUUACAAGAAUGAUUUGGAAUGAUGACGGCAUUUUUUAUUGUUUCAUAAGAUGAAGGAUUACAUUGAGGUCUCUGCAAGCUAAGUGAAAUAGCCAAAACUUCCUCCAUAGUUUACGUUAAGGUUUUCAGGUUGUUUAUUUAUUUGAUUGUAUGAAAACGCAGAAGUCAUGGACGAAUUACAAAGAAGUAUAAAUUCAAAGAAAUGUAAGAUAUCACACCGAAAAGGGAAAAAGUUUCCUCAUAAUGGAGGCUGUUUUUGAAAAUGAACUUUGUAACGUGCAGAUCUACUUAUCAUUCUUCAUGUUAUCGAAUAGAAUCCAGAACUAGCAAGAACUCAGACAAAUUGCAAGCGUUUAUUGAGAAAGCGUAAUAUGUGGUUGUAACUUACAGUGUGUAAAUAUGUUGAUAAUUUGAGUUUCCUUUGACAAACACUCACACAUUGUAUUCCUCAUAAUCUUGACAUGAAGUGGUGUCAGAUCGACAUAUUUUUUCAAGACAAAAAGUGCUCGAGAAAUGGGGAAAGAAUCUUUUCUAGACCAAUGAGUGAAAAACCAUGGUAACAGUUGACUGACGUCCACCAAAAGGCAGGUUUGAACCAAAGAAAAAACCCCUUUGAGGGCUCAUGUUAGUGGUUAUCGCUGUAACAACUGUGAAAAUCUAUCAAUUAAUCUGCCAUAAAAAAUCAGCUCCUCAAUGGGGUGAAUUUUAAAUUCACCUGCUUUUGAACUCUUCGCCUUUGCAACAAUGUGACUUCCUACACAAAACAGGAUUUCCUUGCUAUAAGUUUUUUGUGCACUUUUUUAUUGACAGUCAAGCAAUCUUCAGGCUAUUUACAUUAAAAUCGUUUUUGGCAAAACAUGAUCAACAUGGUGAGUCAUACAAUGAAAGUUUACAUAGCCUCACCCUCGACGUUUUGCUCAUUGAAGAUUCUUCUCUUUCUCGACCACUGAUCAGAAGUAUUCACUUGUUCCAAAGUAAUCAACGCGUUCAAGCGAUUCAAGCUCUACAUCUUUCGCAUUAAUCUUCCUAUUAAAGCUUUUCCAUGUGUGGCUUUUCGUCACACCAAGAUACUUAUCCCCAGUUUCCACGGUCUCCGCCAGGAAUGCCUGGGACCAUGAUGACCAUUUGGCAUGGGCACAUGAAAAAAAAAGGGUUGCAUUUUUAGAGUCUCGCUCUGCUUAAGCAAGCUUGACUAACAAGCAUUUAAUUUUCUCAAGCAGCUACCGAUUGUUGCUUAUUAGAAGGAAAGCUUUCUUCAGACAUUGUAUUUCUCAUUUGAUAUCCUUAAAUGACAUCGCAAUAGUAAGAAAUUUCUAUGCUAAGAAAUACCACCCGUGAUGUAAAUCAAAGAAGCUUUCUAAAGAUUUGCCGCCAACUUGAUGGCGGCAAAUCUGCAUUGGUUUGCCUGUGAUUUGAAAAGGCGAUUCAAGUGGUCAGCGGUGGGUAAAUGAAUUCAAAAUGGCAGAUUACUUACACGCUCGAGUGACCCCAAAGAGUUUUGCAAAUGCCCCUAGAGAGAUCAGCACCCACAGUGGUUUGAAAAAGGGUUCUUUUGUAGGUUAAUUUAUAGAAAAUAUGAAAAGCAACAUAAAAUUUUGGCAUCUUGGGGGCAACUUUUGACUGACUUUUUGGGAAAUUUUCAGCAUCUUACAGACAGCCCUAAAACAGACAACUUGCAGCUGUCAGUACUAUUUUUUUAUUUAACCGUAAAGACUAUGAGUUUAAGUUUUCUGUGAGUCCAUAGUUCAAGAAAAAUUCCUGCUCACCACUCCACAAUAUCUAUCAUGAAAUAGAUAGUUGACAGAGUAGACAUGUGUCUGUUAGCCAGUCAGACUGCAGAAUUCGUGAUGGUAUGCUACAGUAGCUGGUAUCUACUGAGUCAAGUUAGUUUCCCACCUGUGCCUUUCAUUUGUAAUGAAUUUGGAUGUUAACCUUAUCAAGUCUUUUUAUUUAUCGUUAUUUCUUACAGCACACAAAGUGUGUUAAACUGCCAUGGUACUUGAGUGUGAUGUCAUCAUCCUCUGCAGAGAUAGGGGAUGUAUUACUCUCUGAUACCACAGGUUAGUUUUUUGAGUUUGUAAAUGUCUAGGAAUUCCCAGCCUGCAACACAGAUGAAACUAAACCUCUGGCUAAGUCCGUCUGCAAAACAGGGUCAAAAUCCUUGUUCUUGGCCACCACCUUGUGUACCAGCACCAUGAUUGGCCUGUUGAAAAAUCCGUUGAUUUAUUGGCCAAUCAGGUUAAAGGGAAAUUGUAAAUGCACUUCCAGUAAUUGGCAGAGUCUGUUGGAACCUACGUGCUUCCUCACAGACGUUUUUACGUGGGCUAGUAUAAUACAUGGGCUAGAAUAACAUAUCUCUGCGACUCGAGAUUAAAGAUGAGUAUAAGCCUUUGAACAGAGCUUGUGUGCCUCAGAUUAUCACUUUUACCAAUCUUACUCUUUAUGUUUCCCUAUCUGCAGUCAGAAAUCACUAAAAAGGGCGGUAAGAGUUCUGAGGAUAUAACUUGACUCAAAAUUGCCAUGCCUAUUGAAGUCUUGCUUAAACUCCUUCUCGUCAUCAAAUGACGCUGCUCCUCAUUCUAGAGAAACUUCUAAGAAAACAAAAAACAAAUUGAUAGCCUGUUCCAGGCAUUCUGAUAGUGGAGGGUGGCUCGAGGUUAGUUUUCAAAAGGUCAUUCACCCCCUACCCCACCCCCUUGCUGUUUUUUUUUUCUGCUCACAUCUAUUCGCACCAUCGCCACGAUCUGAAUGCCUGGAACAGGUUAACAAAUUGAAUGAAAUGAAAUCAGCUGAAAAUCAUUUUUGUAUUUUUAUCUUAACGUUUCUCAGGUUUACAGUUAUAAACCUCUUUGUGCCAUUCUCUUCUGACUGCUUAUAGUUUGUUUUACUUGAUUUUAGCAGUCAAGAAAUCAGGGGUCCUGCACUUUUGGAGGAGGGACUAAGUUCUUGUGAAAACACUGGAUGCAAACUUUAGAUCACUUAUACCUCAAGUGAGUAUCAAGUUAACAUAUUUUAAAAAGAAGAAUUUCUAUCUUUAAAGUUCCUUUUUUUUAGAAAUCAAGGGGAAUCUGAAACCUGUGUUCCUUUGAUAAGGUUGCCUUUAAAAAAUUGUUAGGAGUGAGCUACAUGAUGAUGAUCAUCUUGCUGUUUUAACGUUGAACAUUUGAUGAAUGUUACAAAAACUAAACCAUAAAACUGAAUGUAAAUCAUUUGCACUUACAUCUUUAAACCAUGUCUUAUGAUUACAGGACCUAACUUACUAGUCUAACCGUUACUUGAACAGUCAAGAUUCAUACGUUAUCCCUCUGGGCCGAGUUGUUUGAAGCUGGGUUAAGAUAACCCACGGUUAGUGCGAGAUUUGAAUUCAGAUUUGAAAGCUUAAAAAGCAUUUCAGUUUUAAUUAUUUUUGUCUAAAAGUUGAUGAUUGGAAGCUCUAAAAAUAAUGGAGGAAAUUAUCCAAGAAAAAGCUUUUGAACACAAGAAAAGGAAAUCAGGGUUAAAUUUAACCCCGGGUUAAGCACUAAUCGGCCUUCGAACAAUUGGGCCCUGGUUAGCGUUAUAAUUAGUAUAUUUCAAAAGAGUACUUUCUUUCUUCAACAUACAUUACCGUGGCAUAAAAAAGAAACAAGAGAAUGUAGCAGGAAAACUCAACAACAUUUUAGUGUCCCUUGUGGCGGGGCAAAAAUGUAACACUUACUUUUUAGUAUGCGUACUACUGCUACAGGUACACAAUGGGUGUAUACAAAAAACCUGCUUUGAAGGAAACCAGAUUAGACCUGACAAACAUGUUUUGCUGUGAUUAAGUCAACUUUAUAAAUUAUUAGGGGAAAACGCAUAAUAUAUGAGUAACUGCCCAGAGUUGUUUCAAAAACAAAAAUAAACCAAACUAAAUAGUUUUCAGCCUUUUCUACUUGGUUCUUAAAACUUAUGUUGUAUUAUAAUCAGUAGACCUUUUCAUGCUAUUCUUAUCUGACUGUAACAAUUUUGUCAUUUUUAAUAUAGCUAUCGAAGAAAUGUUUCCUGCAAGCUUGCUACAUGUAGAGUGGUAAAGUUCUUGUGCAAGGAUUGGAAACAGGCAGCAGACUUCUCAUAUGUAAAUAUAUAUUGUAAAGAGAUUGCAUCUGUUGUCCUCUCAUCCUCAACAUUUCAUUUCAUUUCAACUUAAUCACUCUCUUUCACUUGUGUUUUGAUCUCAUUGUUUACUCAUUGUAAGUAUAAUAAGAUAUGGUUGUAAAUUUGUAAAUAUUUUUCAAUAAUGUUGUUUACAUGUCUGUAAAGCGCCUUGAACAUAGGAUAAGAGCGCUAUAGAAAUAAAGUUAUUAUUAUUAUAUUAACCCUUCCCGAUGUGUUUGAUUAGACAUUUGUUAACUGUCACAUUUUCUCCCUAACCAUAACAGAUGAGCAAUGGUUCCUUCAUGAUUGGAGUGGGAAAGCAUCGGACACAUAAAGUAGAUGUCUCUUAAAUCAGGUUAGUAUCAGAAUUUUUUAUGUUUUGAAAAUAGUCAUUUGUGUCUUAAAAAUGUUAUUCUAUGUCAGUGCUUCGAUCAGAUUGGCGUAAUAAAUUAUUUGGGGGAAUUGUAUUCCUCCUAUCCCAUUCUUUGCCAUUUUAACCCCAACAUGCAAAUUGUACAUACUGAUCUCCAUAUAUUUCUCAUAAGAAUUGAUUAAGAGAGGUGAUAAAAGAUCAAAGCUUUUCCUGUUUGGCGAUCAUGUGAUAAAUUCUCAGAACCUUUUUUCUUUAUCACCAGUAGUUAUUAAUAUUAUCCUUUAGAGAAAAUUGGUGAUGGUCACUUUACGGGUUUAAAUUAGAAAAAUUUGGCGAAUGUUUUAUUCACUGUUUGAUCUGUUUAUGUAUACUAUGAAUUAGCCUUUGGGUAUUCCUUUUUAUUUUGAGAACAUGGGAGGAUUUGAUGAAAGCUAACAAAGAAAGUCAUUGGAUCCGAUACGUUACAUAUAUACAAGCUUUUGCUGAAAGCUUCUGUUCUGUUUAGUUAAGUUAAACAAACCUGGAACCUGCUGUCAUUAACUCUUGCUUUUCCUUUUCUUUCUACCAGACUGUGGAAUUAAGGAAUCAUGGAAUCAUAGAAUCAUGGAAUCAGGGACACAAGGAAUUAGGGACUGA